Molecule: messenger RNA, 3553 nt
Organism: Mytilus californianus (California mussel)
Lineage: Eukaryota; Metazoa; Mollusca; Bivalvia; Mytilida; Mytilidae
Product: WD repeat-containing protein 37-like
Exons: 12
Coding region: 118-1548 (476 amino acids)
Cellular component (GO): preribosome, large subunit precursor
Molecular function (GO): protein binding
Source: RefSeq, a predicted model, not a curated record
CCGGAAGUUAAACUGUCAAAAUUUUCGAUCUACCAUUACUUAUUUAUCUGUUUAUGCUAUAUAGAUUGAAGACAUAAGAUUACGUCUUUGUAAAAGAUAUAUGAUCCGGAACUGAGCAUGCCUGGAGAUAAUGCAAACAAAGCAAAACAGAAACCUGAACGAGGAAACAGACGACAUCAAAUGAGAGCUGAUGCGACAGGAAUGAGUAGAUAUGAGUCUGAAUGUGAAGGGUUCUUACCUCCAGAACAGAGAGAAAAACUUCACAAUUUGUUUGGUCAGAUUGAAAAAGAAUUUGAAAGUUUGUAUGCAGAAAACCAGGCAUUGAGUGAAAGAAUAGAAGUUCUAGAAAGACUUGAAAGUGAAAAGACAUUAACUGAUAGUCUAGAUGCACCAGAUCUUGGUGCCAGCAAACCUAAAAGAGCUACACAAAUAUCACAGAAGAUAAAGACAACCUACAAAGCUUCUACCAGCAAAAUUGUCUCCAGUUUUAGAAAUCCUUCACCUAAUUAUUCUGUUGUAAGAAGUUACAGAGGUCACAGAGAUGGUGUAUGGGAGGUCAGUGUGUCAAGGUCAAGUCAACCAGUCCUUGGAACAGCUUCAGCAGAUAACACUGCAAGAAUAUGGUGCAUUGGUACCAAUCAAUGUUUACUGCAGUACAUUGGUCACCAGGGAUCAGUCAACUCAAUCCGAUUCCAUCCAAACCAGGAACUGGCUUUAACUGGUUCAGGAGAUCAGACAGCACAUAUAUGGGGAGCACAUGUCAGUCCAUUGUCUCAGAAUGUUGUUAGAUCCCACUCUUCAGGAGAAGAUGAUAUUGAUGGAUCAGAAAAAGAAGAUGUUGUAGAUGAUGUGUGUGAUCAGAUUCAGGAGGCUAGCACAUUAAGAACACCAACUAUGGAAUUGUCUGGUCACAUUGGAGUCAUAGUAGCUGCUGAUUGGAUGGCAGAAGGAAGUCAGGUGAUAACUGCAUCAUGGGAUAGAUCAGCCAUUCUGUUUGAUGCAGAAACUGGGGAACAAAUCAUAACAUUAACUGGUCAUGACCAAGAAUUAACUGAUGUAAGAGCUCAUCCUACACAGAGAUUGGCUGUGACAUCAUCAAAGGACACAACCUUCAGAUUGUUUGAUAUGAGGGAUCCAAAUCUUCUUGUAAAUGUCUUCCAGGGACACUCACAACCUGUAACAAGUGCUGUUUUUGCUGGAAGUGAAAAUGUUGUUUCUGGUAGUGAUGAUAGAACUGUUAAGGUGUGGGAUCUGAAAAAUAUGAGAUCACCCAUAGCAACCAUUAGAACUGACUCAUCAGUGAAUAGGUUAGCAGUAUCAGGUAGCCAUAAUUGUAUAGCUAUACCUCAUGAUAACAGACAUAUAAGGUUGUAUGAUAUCCAUGGUAACAGAAUUGGAAGGUUGCCAAGAAGUAAUAGACAGGGUCAUAGUAAGAUGGUGACAUCAGUAUGUUGGUCUGAGACAGAAAACACAGUGUGCAAUCUUUUCUCUUGUGGUUUUGAUAGACAAGUACUAGGAUGGACUAUUAAUUUUCAGAGUAAAGAAUGAAUGACUUUGAAAAAGAGAAAAUACAUCAUAACAUGAGUGUGAUUAGUGUAAUACUUAAAGUGCAUACCAUUUGUUAUCUGUCAACAGAUAUCUGACUUUAUGCAUAUGCUUAUAUUGUUUGAGAUUAUAUUUGCUUAUUUUCUCCUUUAUAAUUAGGUCUUUCCACUUUUCCGUGGAAAGACCUAUUGCUUUUGUUCUGAUUAUUAUUAUUUUUUUUUUUCUUCCGCCUAAUUUUUUUCUUGCGUAGUAUUGUUGUUUCACAAGAUGUCGCUUAGAUAUUUGGUAUUUGCUAUUGAACAGUUUAUACGCUUUUAAAACUGACACUGUUUAACCGAACACUUUACGUUGUAAGAGUUAUCUCCCCAAACACUGUUUUUCUUGUGGCCACUACUCCUUCGCAACCGUACAAGAUUACGACAAAUUUAUUUUACCAAAUUGCUUGUUAUAUCUUCAGGAUUCUGCUGACCAUUUGCACCGAAGCUAUACUGAGACUCCAUAUGAGAGUUAUUUCCCCUUAUGCAUUUGAUAUAAGUGAUAUGCAUUUCUAACUGGUAAACCAUAAGUGAUAGAGACCUAGGGUCUGUUGAUUUGAGGUCCUUGGUCCAAUAAAAUGAAAAUUAGGUCAAGGUCAAAGGUCAAGGUCAUAUUCUCAAUUUUGAUUUUGGCUUAUUUUCACUUAUUUUCAAAAACCGUAUAAGAUAUUGACAAAUUAUUUUUCCUAAAUUGUUAGUUGCGACAUUUCGUAACACUUAAAUUUUGAUUGCGAGGGUACAUUGACCAUUAAUGGGAGUUUUCUCCCUUUUUAUAUUUAAAAUUACAUGUAUGGUGGUAUAACUCAUUUACCAAGUAUAAUAAAGACCUAGGGUAAUUUGAUUUUAGGUCCUUGUAUUAUGACCUUAAAAUUGAGCUCAAGGUCAAAGUUGAAUUUGAUGUUCUAGAUUUUGACCUUCGCUUUAACUUCAUAUUUAAACAUGAUAAAGCCAUGAGACUUUUUUCAUAAGGUUGCAAUUUACAUGACCUUGAAAAUCCAACCGGAAAUGACUGUGUGUAAACCGGAAGUAGCUUUUUUUUGUACUUAUUUGAUGUAAAAGUAUAUAGAACCAUAUAUUUUUGGAAUCAGUGUCAAGUAAACUAUCAAAUAAUACUGGAGGUGACAUUUUUCAGACCGGAAGUAACAAAUUACCUCCUUAUUUCCAACAAAAUUGUAUAGAAACCAUAUAUUUUUGGAAUCAGCAAACAAUGAGCUAUCAUUUGACACUGGAAAUGACUUUUUUUAACCAAUUUUUAAUAUUUUUGUAUCAAAAUAAAUCGUAAGAAGUGGAAAGACCUUCAAUUGUUCUCUGAACAAUUGGUUUUUAAUUAUAUUUGUCUUUGUUUACAACCACAUGGAGUAUAGAAAUAUGGUAUUAUGUGUUUUUCCAGUUUUGUAGCAAGACUGAAGCUGAUCGGGUGUCCAAUUUGCUGUGCCAGAUGUUAUAAUUUGAGGUUCAUGUUGGAAAGUGUAUGCACAUUAAGAAAAUAUUGCAAUAGUUCUGAGAUGUUUUCAUGUGGUCUUUUGUAUGGCAAAAUUUCUGACCCUAUUCAAAUACUGUGUGGAUUCAUUAUAAUUCAUCGGAUAGCAAUUUUUGGGGGAUUUCGUAGGUAAAGGUAAAGCAAGAAAUUAAAUGUUCUACCAAAUACAAAUUUUCUAUAGGCCUGUAUGUAACAGACAAUGGCAAACCCACAAAAUUAAAAUAUCAGUUUUUUGCAGUUGAAAGACAUAUAAGGUUAUUCUGAGAUUGACCAGAUGACAUUUAUAGAUCCUGAGAUGAAUAUUUUAUAAAUGAUUGUUAUUUUCUGUCUUUUCCAUCAACACUUAAUAUUAAUUUUUACUUUUGAAUAAGUGAUAUAAAUGGACCAUUGAUAUAUAUACAUAUAAAAAAAUAAUAUUUAUAACAUAUAUACUAGAAGAUGCCCGCGAAAUCGCGGUACAAUUGGCAAAUGUUGAAAUAAAGAGUGUCAAGGG